AUGGAACCCGAUCCGACGGAAAUGUCUGACAGGAGCGAUUCAAGCCACUCGGAAACUCAGAUAAGAACUUUUCAGGAUUAUGAAAGGAUCAAGGAAUUAAAUUUGACAGUCGAUAAAAAUAAGGAGGAAGGAUUGAAAAAGGAUUUUCUGGAAGGGAGACCUCAUCCCUUGCAAUUUGAUGAAUUGAUCACAGAUGCCAGUGAAUUGGCGAUGGCGUUAAACAAGCCGAAGGAUUUCAAUUUUUUAUCAGACCCAAUUCGAUAUGGAUUGAAAAACUCGUCCAGUGAGGAUGUACCGGAAUUGGAAACUUUGUCAAGGAACAAAGAAUCUCUGAAGCAAAAAGAGGUUAUGUUCAAUUUCGGAAGGGAAUUUAGGCAAAAGAGUCUCCAUUUGGAAAGGAGUAACAAAGACAUUGGAUUUCCCAUAGAAAGGGAAAUGAAGGAUUUUGGGAUUUUGAAAAAUUAUAAUCUCCCUCUAGAAAGGAUGAAGGAAUUUAAUUUGUCGAUUGACAGGGUGAGGGAUAGUCAUGCGCAUAGUUUGGGGUUGGACAGGCUUCGAGGGAAUCCUUUGAUGGAAAAUUCGGGAAUCCUGGAGUCGAGUGAUUACAGAAAUUUGCAGAUUCAACAAAGAAGUCCGGAUUUGGAUGCGAUUGCUUAUGAAAGAAUGAGGAGGUCGAAUUUGAUAACGACGGAUUUGUCGACGCAAAAUAUCGCAACGCAAUUGCCGAGGUCACAUCCGGUUGGUCAGAAUCAACAUCAACAUCAGCAACAACAGGUCAAGUCUUUUACGAUUGAUGCUAUUCUGGGACUGAGGAACAACCAGAGAGAGAAGCAUCAGAGACAUCAUCCUUACAGGAAACAUCAGGGUCAAGAAGGCUCAACAAAAAGCAGUUCUUCAACAUCUUGUCCCAAUAAUUCCGGAAAAUUAAAAAGAGUAAGAACAAUUUUUACCGCCGAACAACUGGAACGUCUGGAAGGAGAAUUUGCGAGACAGCAAUACAUGGUUGGCCCAGAGCGACUUUAUUUGGCCCACGCUUUAAGAUUGACCGAAGCCCAGGUAAAAGUUUGGUUCCAAAAUCGCAGAAUAAAGUGGCGAAAAUUAAAUCACGAGCAAGCGAGUCAAAGGCUACACGAAUUUCAUCAGACUUCCUUAUCGAAUUUGGAACAAGAGGACAGUAACGAGCCCAGUGAAUGGCAAAAGUGACCCUCGACUUUUCCACUUCCUG
Messenger RNA from Belonocnema kinseyi, 1225 nucleotides. RefSeq lists its product as uncharacterized. Gene Ontology annotation, biological process: central nervous system development; regulation of DNA-templated transcription; neuron differentiation. Bases 1 to 1203 code for a protein of 400 amino acids. The record is from RefSeq and is a predicted model, not a curated record. NCBI's taxonomy places the organism in Eukaryota, Metazoa, Arthropoda, Insecta, Hymenoptera, Cynipidae. The transcript has 3 exons. Gene Ontology annotation, molecular function: DNA binding; DNA-binding transcription factor activity, RNA polymerase II-specific.